Rotaria sp. Silwood2 is the source of this 1092-nucleotide messenger RNA. The record is from the annotation of a GenBank genome assembly. Lineage: Eukaryota; Metazoa; Rotifera; Eurotatoria; Philodinida; Philodinidae.
AUGCUACUCUCUUAUUUAAGUGUCCUUUUAACUUGUGGUAUUGCCUUAGGACAAUAUGUACGCGAACAUACUCCAGCUGAGCGAAUGAGAAUUUUGGGUCCCUUGGCUUUCGCUGAUGCUCGUGUAACAUUUAAUUGUCCAGCAUUAACACCAUCACCAACAGUUCCAACAUCAGUUCAUGCUUUACGACCAGCUGAUAUAAAACAUAUAGCAUCGAUGGGCGAUAGUUUAACAGCAGCGAAUGGUGCUAAAGCAUUCUCAGUUGUUGCUGUUAUAGUCGAAUAUCGAGGUGUUUCAUGGAGUAUUGGUGGAGAUGAAAAUCUUCAAAAAGUCGUCACUUUAGCCAAUAUUUUACGCAAAUUUAACAGUCAAUUAGAUGGUUAUUCACUUGGAACUGGUAAUCGAAAUUCAUCAAAAGCUGGUUUUAAUGUUGCAAAAGCUGGUGCUGUUUCUGCUGAUAUGCCCAGUCAAGCAAAUCUUCUUGUUGAACGAAUGACUAAUGCAUUAGGUGCUGCAAAAUUUGCUGCAGAUUGGAAAUUGGUUACAUUCUUUAUUGGUGGUAAUGAUCUUUGCGCUAAUUAUAGAAAUAAUGUUAAACGGGCAUUAGAUAUUCUUAAAGCUCGAAUGCCUCGUACUCUGGUUAAUUUUGUAACUGUUCUCAAUGUUGCUGAACUUGAAGAUUUGCAUGAAGGUAUUCGAUGUCAAACAUUACAGAAUUUGAUGUGUGACUGUGGCGUUGAUAAGAAAACACGUGACCAAAUACGUGUAGCAAAUGUUGAUUAUCAACGAGAAACGACGGUAUUAAUUGAUUCGGGUAUUUAUGAUACAUCUGAUGAUUUUACUGUUGUUCGACAACCAUUUAUGGAACAUAUGAAAGUACCUCUUAAGAGCGAUGGUUCGGCUGAUUUCUCAUAUUUUUCACCUGAUUGUUUCCAUUUCAGUCAAAAAGGUCAUGAAGCCGCUGCUGUUGAGCUUUGGAAUAAUAUGAUGCAAAAAGUUGGUCAUAAAACAACUACCUGGUAUUUAGCGGAUACACUUCAAUGUCCUUCUACAGGAAAUGGAUAUAUAUAUACAUCGAAGAACAGUGCUUGA